Molecule: messenger RNA, 2180 nt
Organism: Trematomus bernacchii (emerald rockcod)
Lineage: Eukaryota; Metazoa; Chordata; Actinopteri; Perciformes; Nototheniidae
Gene: slc23a1
Product: solute carrier family 23 member 1
Biological process (GO): transmembrane transport
Cellular component (GO): membrane
Molecular function (GO): transmembrane transporter activity
Source: RefSeq, a predicted model, not a curated record
CUGUUUGCCGGGCAGAGGGGCGGAGCCACAAAGCCAACAAUUGUUAACAGGCCCAAUGGAAGAUGACAAUCAUUGACAAUCAGCCAAUAGGGUCACAGGGGGCGGGGUCAGACAUGAUCUACACCAUCGAGGACGUCCCCCCUGGUACCUGUUGUAUUCUGCUGGGAUUACAGCACUAUCUGACGUGCUUCAGCGGCACGUGGCCGUCCCCUUCCUAUUGGCCGAGGGCCAUGUGUGUGGGGCGGGACCAGAACACCGUCAAGCCAGCUAGGUUGGGAACAAUCUUCACCACGGUGGGGAUCACGACCCUGAUCCAGACACACGUGGGGGUACGCCUCCCUCUCUUCCCGGCCAGUGCGUUUGCCUACCUGAUUCCAGCUCAGGCCAUCCUGGGUCUGGAGCGCUGGAAGUGUCCCAGUGAGGAGGAGAUUUAUGGGAACUGGAGUCUCCCUCUGAACACGGCUCACAUCUGGCAACCCCGCAUCAGAGAGAUCCAGGGGGCCAUCAUAGUGUCCAGCUGUACGGAGAUUCUGAUUGGGCUGUUUGGGUUGCCAGGUUUGCUGCUGGACUACAUCGGCCCACUGACCAUCACUCCAACUGUCUCACUGAUCGGCCUGUCUGUCUUCAAUCUGGCUGGAGAGAAGCCGAGGUCUCACUGGGGGCUGUCCGCGCUGUGUAUUCUGCUGAUCGUGCUGUUUUGUCAGUACCUGAGGACGACAUCACUUCCUGUUCCUGUUUGGAGCAGGAAGACGGGUCUGAGCUCCACCAGAGUCCAGGUGUUCAGGAUGUUCCCUAUCAUCCUCGCCAUCAUGAUCGUUUGGCUCGUCUGUUACAUCCUGACUCUCACCGAAAUGUUGCCUAGCGACCCUGAACGCUACGGACACAAGGCUCGCACAGACGCACGGGGGGAAAUCAUGGCGUCCUCGCCGUGGUUCAGAGUCCCUUAUCCCUGUCAGUGGGGGUUGCCAGUGGUAACGGUUGCCGGGGUGCUGGGCAUGCUCAGUGCCACCAUGGCAGGAAUCGUGGAGUCCAUCGGGGAUUAUUACGCCUGCGCCCGCCUGUCUGGAGCCACGCCCCCUCCAGUGCACGCCAUCAACAGGGGGAUCUUCACUGAAGGCGUGUGCUGCGUCAUCGCCGGCCUGCUGGGGACAGGAAACGGCUCCACCUCCUCCAGCCCAAAUAUAGGCGUGCUGGGAAUCACCAAGGUGGGCAGCCGGCGGGUGGUGCAGUACGGAGCCUUCAUCAUGCUGCUGCUGGGCUCCGUGGGGAAGUUCACCGCUCUGUUCGCUUCGCUGCCGGACCCCAUCCUGGGGGGCAUGUUCUGCACCCUGUUCGGUAUGAUCACAGCUGUCGGGCUCUCUAACCUGCAGCUGGUGGAUUUGAACUCGUCCAGAAAUCUUUUUGUUCUCGGGUUCUCGAUGUUCUUUGGUCUGACUCUGCCAGCGUACCUGCACACACACCCCUCCUCCAUCCACACAGGGGUUGCAGAGCUGGAUCAGAUCCUGACGGUUCUCUUAUCCACAGAGAUGUUCGUCGGAGGUUUUCUGGGUUUUUGUCUCGACAACACAAUACCAGGGUCCCGGCAGGAGCGAGGCUUGGUUCAGGGCCGAUGCUCUUCCUCCUCCUCCUCCUCCUCAUCCUCCUAUGACCUUCCUUUGAUGAUGGACGCCAUCAGAAGGUCCCGCCUCCUCCGCUGGCUUCCCAUCAGCCCCUCCUUCAGGGGGUUCAGAGCCGCCAGCGCCAACCAAUCAGAGGGGGAGGAAGGGGUAGAGGGGCAGGAAGGGGGAGAGAGGGGGGGGGGGAGGGGGAGAAAGGGGCGAGAAAGGAGAGAUGAACCCUCCUGGUCCUGAGCAGGAGUCCAACCUCUGAGGCUCUGUUACAUGAAGGCUCAGGUUAACCCUGUUUUACUGUUGAAAUGUUUUACUGUUGAAAUGUAAUAAAUGUUUAAAUAUAAAAAUGUUUUAAGAAGAAGAGUGUGUAGAUCUGCAGGUCAGGAUUCAUGAUUCAAAGGUGUUAUCAUCAGAUGCUCAGCAGCUACAGUGGAGACGCAGAGACGCAGAGACACGGAGACACGGAGAAAGGAAAUUCUCCUGACCUGAGCUCCUCCAGCAGAGCAACAAAUAGAAUAACAUACAGAAAUACAAUAAAAAAGCAGUGCAAGAAGUCUGUAUCCAUGUAGA